CCUCUCUCUCUCUCUCUGUCUAUGUCUAAGAAUCCCCCUCCCUCUCUCUCUCUCUAAACUAAAUAAAACCCUCCAUACCCCUUGUAGUGCUCUCAUCCUUUGGUGCAAGGUUUCUCCAUUUUCUCAAAAUUCUCCUCUGCUCCCUUUGCUUCUCCCCCCACAAAAACACCAACUCACAAGUACACUUUCCUCACUCUUUUCAAGGUUACUUCAAUUCUCUUGGCAUCUCUCUUUACCAUUGCCAAUUCUCUGCAUAACCUUCCUCACUCUUUCCAAGGUUACUUCUUUUCUACCAUUCUCACAAUUCUCUUUGCAAAUUCCAUUCACCCCUUCCACCAUUGCUGUUUUUCUCUCUCUAUAUAUACUUCAGCACUCGUUUCAAGGGUCGCCAUAUUUUCCACACACGCUCUCAACAAUCCUCUCUGCAAUUCUCUUACUUUUUCUUGAAAUUUCUUUCAUUUUUGCUUCCUCUCUGACAAUUGCAUUUGCAAUUUCUAUUCCACCAUUGCUGAUUCUCUACACAGUUUCUCUUUAGAAGCUUCAUUUCUGCCAUGCCUUCUCACGAAUCUUCAUAAAAAAAACCCUCUCCUUUUCUUCAAGCUACUCCCAUUCUUACAAUUUUUUAAUUUCUAGGGUUGUCUAUCUGCUCCUCCAAGAGGCACCAUCAAUCCCCCUCAGCCAUCAACAUUCUGUCUCAACCCACAUGGCUGAUCCUCCCAAUUGGGAAGCCGACACCACAAGCACCUCCAACCCAUCCUCCCCAUCUUCUCUCUGUUCCUCCUCCUCGACCCCUCAGCAGAACAAGCACAAGGCUGCCCAAGCCCGAGGCCAAGGCCAAGGGGACGAAGCCCGGAGGCGGCGAAAAACCCUGGAGGGCGAGCACCCAGUGUACAGAGGCGUAAGGAUGCGAAACUGGGGGAAAUGGGUGUCGGAGAUUCGCGAGCCCCGGAAGAAGUCUAGGAUCUGGCUAGGCACCUUCCCCACUCCGGAGAUGGCCGCCCGAGCUCACGAUGUUGCCGCACUGAGCAUCAAGGGCCCCAAUACGACACUCAAUUUCCCUGAGCUCGCCGCGUCCUUCCCCCGCCCCUCCACAUUGUCUCCCAGAGACAUUCAAGCCGCGGCCGCUAAAGCUGCCGCUAUGUUUAGUAGCAGUUGCCCCGACAGCAACACUAAUACCAAUAUUAACCAUAGCACCGGCAGCAUCGCCAACAGCAGCAUUGAAAGCAGCUUCAGCCCAGAAAGGACCAUCACGAGCAACAUCCUCACCCCAAACAACAUGAGCAAGAACAGCUUCAGCACAAAUAACAAUAAUAAUGCAAAAGCUUGUCAAAUCAAGGUGCUGGACGAGUUCCAGUCCAUCACCACCAGUGAGAUCACCCAGCUCCCACAACUGAGCGGGAGUUACUAUCACUACUCCCCAUCAUCUCAUCUAUCAUAUCAGUUAGAGCCCGAUUACUAUGAUUAUGUCUUUGACAUGCCCAAUUUCUUCACUUUCUCGGAGCCCGUGCCCCUACUGGAGCCCGGCUUAGCAUGUCAAGUUCCGCCCCCGCCGGAAUCCGAUUCCUUUGGGGUCGACGCCUUCCUUUGGGACUACUGACCGGAGAAUUUCCCGGCGUUGUACGCUCCCUUUGAAUUUUUCCCGGAGGGAGCGACAAGAUGAAAUUUUUCUUAUUUCUUGUUUCCUUUCUUUGUGUUUGUUUGAAAUCUCUUUUUCUCGUGUGAUCUAGACCAUGGAAGCUCAUGAAUCAAAAACUGUACAGUAGCUAAAGAGAAGGGGGAGAAAAACAAAUAAGGAAAUAAACCUGGAUUUUCCUUGGCUCUUGUAAAACGUAAACCCCCAAAAAAAAAAAUCAGUCAAGGGUACCUUUCUUCUUUAUAUCUCUCCUUUGCUUUCUGUUAUUCUUUCCUUUUUUUUUUUUCUUUUUUUUCCUCUUUCUCUCUUUUUCUUUCACCUCAGUGUGAUUAAAUCAGUUCAAUUUCUACAUUAUUAUCACCGAGCUGGAGCUGGAGCUGGAGCUGGAGCUGGAGCUGGAGCUGGGUCUGAGUCUAGGUGGGAAAAUUACAAAAAAGGCCCUAGUUAUGGGAACACUGCAGCCAGCUACAUCUCAUAAAAAAUGACCAAAUUACCCGCCGAUGGUGAUGGUGAUGGUGGCAUUUCAUUUCAUUUCAUGCUGUCAGCUUUGAUUUGCAGGACUCCGAUAAGGAUUCAUGGCGGUUUCUGUUUUCUUCGAACAUAACUACCUGAAUGCCCACAUGUGAACACUUCUUCUCCAAGUACGGGGGGCUUUUUUUACUCAUUUAUUUGCCUAUUUAUUAUGGGGAUUUGCUAUUUUCACCAUGUUUAUUAUGGGGAUUUGCUAUUUUCAAAAUAGUGAACCGGAGAAAAAAAACAAGUGCAAACAUACCGGAUCAGCGAAUAAGUGUUUUUACUAGAGCAAAAUAUUUGUUUUACUGUAGCAAAUAGUUGAUUCUCUUCUUGAGCCGGAUGAUGUUUUAUGUAUUAGCAGAAUCGGCACGGAAUGACCGAUUCCACUGUAGCAAAUAGUUGAUUCUCUUUUAGACUCGGAUGGUUUUUUAUAUAUUAACAGAAUUGGCACGGAGUGAUUGAUUCUCA
This is a messenger RNA of Amborella trichopoda, 2614 nucleotides long. RefSeq lists its product as uncharacterized. Gene Ontology annotation, molecular function: DNA binding; DNA-binding transcription factor activity. Lineage: Eukaryota; Viridiplantae; Streptophyta; Magnoliopsida; Amborellales; Amborellaceae. Gene Ontology annotation, biological process: regulation of DNA-templated transcription. The record is from RefSeq and is a predicted model, not a curated record.